Molecule: messenger RNA, 2040 nt
Organism: Eucalyptus grandis
Lineage: Eukaryota; Viridiplantae; Streptophyta; Magnoliopsida; Myrtales; Myrtaceae
Exons: 5
Coding region: 153-1724 (523 amino acids)
Biological process (GO): nuclear pore organization
Cellular component (GO): nuclear pore transmembrane ring
Molecular function (GO): protein-macromolecule adaptor activity
Source: RefSeq, a predicted model, not a curated record
AGAGAAACCCCUGCAGAAAAGAAAAGAAAAAGAAGAGAGAGAGAGAGAAAUAAAAUUCCCGCUCGCUCUUCCUCCUCCUCCUCCUGCUUCUUCCAUCGUCUUCCUCAAAGUCACCCCCAGCUCCACUCCCUUCUCUUCCCCCUUGGAAAAAGAUGCCGCCUUUGCCUCCCGACACCAUCCCUAGGAAGCGAUUCCUAGGGUUCCUGAUAUGGCAAUCGAUCCCCACCACCCUCCUCUUCCUCCUCUCCACGUCGUCGGUCCUCGCCUUCUUGCUCCGCUUCGCCUCCUUCCACCUCUCGCAGCUCCUCUUCUCCGCCUCCCUCUCCUUCCUCUCCUCGCCGCGGCCCGAUCGCCCCGCCUCGCCGCUCGAGCUCGCCCUCGGGCUCGUCCGGUCGGCGGUCGAGUCGCGGCCGGCGCCGCCCGAGCUGCGGCGCCGGGCUAGGGCUUCGCUGGCCAUCGCGACGUUCGUCGUGGCGUGCGCGGUGUCGAGUUUCGUGGGCGCGGCGGCGGUGUGCUGGGGGGUGAGCUCGGGGGAUUCGAUCGGGAGAGUGGUGGGGUUUAGAGGUUUCGUGGUCGGGCUGUUGUACGGGGUGUUGUAUGUUUAUAAGCGGAGAUGGGUAUUGAAGUUUUCGAUCGUUCAGCGGACACUAUACUUCAGCUUCAAGAUGGGAUUGCCUUCUGCUGCCAGAAAUGCUUUUAAAUUUUCUGGUGCUGCCUAUAUUUUUUCAUCUCUGCUGUUAGCAUUUCUUCCUGAUCAUUGCUACGUUCAGACUAGCAUGGGAAGAUUCUUGCUUGAGCAAAUUAUCUUUUACAUGGGCACUCUUGCUGUUUUCCUUUGCUGGGAAUUGAGUCAUCAUUUGCACCAGGUCUUGCAUACAAAGAGGUUCAUAUUUGCUCCCCCAAGAGGAUCGGCUGCAGCAGAAACAAAUCCAAGCGAACCACUUCUUGCAGCCUUGGAGGAAAGUCACCCAAGUUCACUUGUUCACUAUCUUGCUUAUCUUGAUCUCUGCAUGAUUAGUGAGAAUAAUGUGGAUACUUGGCGUCGAGCUGCUUUCUUUGAAGAAACUGGCGACACUUACAAAAGAGUUAUAGCUGUAUGCCUGAGGCCUUUGGAAAAGCUAGCAGCAAAAUUAGCUGAAGGUCUGGAAACUUCUGCUGAUAAAAGCUACCCACUUUCAAAUCAGUUACUGUCCCCUACUGACCUUCAUCUUGAUUCAUCUUGCUAUGAACCACUACAUCAUUAUCAGCUGUAUGCGUGGUGUGCCAGAGCUGCUGCCUCUCUGACUGUGCACUCACACAAGGAGGACAGAUAUGGCGUUGCUCAGCUUUCUGGCAGCAACGCUGCUGUUUUAUCUACUCUAUUGUCUUGCCUACUCGCGGUUGAAUCAUUCAUGGGGAAGAGGACCCACUUGCAGUCCCAGCACCAGUUUAUGGGAGCCGGGGGUAUUAAAUGGGCGACCCCAAAUGCUGGAAGAAAGUAUUUUCCGUCCAGUACCAUGAGUAAGAAAAGAGGUUCUCCUCUGCAUUCUAAAGCAUAUGCUAUUGCUGAUGUUCUUAGGACAUCCAUCUACCAAAUAGUGUCUGCCUUCCACGACGAAAUGCUUGCUGGUGCCAAGUCUGGCAUUCUUGAAAAGGAUUGGACCAUCAAUGCGAAGCCUCCAUUUGGCACUCGCGAUCUCCUCUUGCAGAAAAUGCAUCUCUUCUUGGAUUUUCGGGCUAGCUAACUGUCUCUGAGACUCCCUUAUUGUAUGUCCAACUGUCUCUUUUUGCCUUUUUGUAUGAUUUGACCAUUCUGAAGAGUCAAGACGCCACAGGAUGUGAUUUUGUCGAGAGAUGAAUAUAAGCAUUCCCCAUUUUCCUUUGUGGUGAGAGAAUGUUUGCAUGCUUACUCCAAGUAGGUGCUGUGUUAGCUAAAUAGUAGUACUUCACCGGGAUGCUUAAUGAUUACUGGAUUGGCUCUGAACAUAGGCCUCUUGGAAUGUCUUGGUUAGGGUUCAUGAACAAUCUUGGAAGUGAGAGUGAACACUUGAGUUUUUAUCA